Gymnogyps californianus (California condor) is the source of this 1703-nucleotide messenger RNA. RefSeq names its product cytochrome c oxidase assembly protein COX20, mitochondrial. The transcript is spliced from 4 exons. The coding region runs from base 1 to 354 and encodes 117 amino acids. Gene Ontology annotation, biological process: mitochondrial respiratory chain complex IV assembly. Gene Ontology annotation, cellular component: mitochondrion; mitochondrial inner membrane. The record is from RefSeq and is a predicted model, not a curated record. NCBI's taxonomy places the organism in Eukaryota, Metazoa, Chordata, Aves, Accipitriformes, Cathartidae.
AUGGCGGACGAGGGCGACUCUGAGCCGAGGAAGUCCUUUAAACUCCUAGGAUUUCUUGAUGUUAAAAGUGUCCCAUGUGCACGAGAAUCAGUGCUCUAUGGCUCCCUGGGAUCUUUAGUUGUGGGUCUUGGACAUUUUUUAGCAACUAGUAGAGUUAGAAGAUCUUGUGACUUUGCAGUUGGUGGCUUUAUUUGCACAAUGUUAGGAUACUGGUUUUACUGCAGGUACAAUUUGGCCCAACACAGGAUCCAGCAAAGAAUGCUUAAAGAAGGAAUGAGAAACAAAAUUUUAUUUGAAGGCAGUUCUCUUGAUCCAGAAAGAAAACAGACUGGCAAUGAAAGAAGCGAUUCAUAGUCUGCUACAGAGGAAUCUGUGGUCUAAUACAGCUUUGGGAGAAGGUGGUCCAAAAAUGGCAGUCUUCCAUGUAAAUGUGUGAGGAGCCUAAAACUGAUAAAUCAUGCUGGUUUUCCUGGCAAAUCCGAGCAAGAAAUUAAUAGCAAAUCUGUUAAGUCAGUGUACAAGCCUUUCUUUGUUUCAUGUAUGUAUGUAUGUAUGUAUAUGACUAUGUACACAGAUAGGAAUGACCUCCUGUUAAACAUCUGGGAACUGAUGUGUUCUGUUACAGGGUCUCGGAGGAUUAAUGACAGGUUUUGGGACUGCUUUAACUUCCAUUAUAAACAGAAUGGUUCGUUUUAGCAAAGUUGUAAUUACAUUUCAUUUAAAUACAGGAAAAUAUUUCCAUCAGCUGUUCUCUUGAGUAAAUGUAUCCUUCAGUGCUACUGUUAAUUGUGCUGUUUGUAAAACAGGAAUAUUUAAACAGCAGGUGACCGCUUUGCUUGUGCAAGAUGGGUGAUAUCAGUAGCCUUUGUAAGAUUUCAGCUACAGAAUAACUUCAGAUAAUUUAUAUACACUGUGAAGUUAAAGGGUUUCCAUCUUUGUUCUGUCUGUGCGAAACUAAGAAUAAAAUCCCACUUCAGAGGCAGUCUAAGCUAUGUAAGUAACUAAUCUUUUUACUUGAUUAAAAAUCUUGCUCUUCUAUUUAAGACAUUUCCUUACAAUUGGUGGAGUAAUAAUUUACAUUAUUUGUAAGUAGCAAUGGUCAGUAGUUUGGUUUGGGUUUGGUUUUUUUUUUUUUUAAAGGAAUGUUCUACUUGUAUAUUUCACUGUAUGUUUUCAGUUAAAAGAAAUAUCACUAUAUAAUUUCAAGGAAACCAUCUUAUUUGGAAAUACAGUGUUAGGUCUAAUUGCAUAUUGAUAAAAAGAUGAGCGAUGGCAUAAUAUUCCUUGCUUGCUUCUGUCUACACCAGUGAUACAACUUUUUUUUUUUUCCCCCCACAAAAUGAUUUAUAGUAUAUUAUGCUGUAAGCACUUUUUGGUCUCAAGGCAUUCACUGAGCAAAAAUAGUUCUUUCCCCUCACCCUGUACUUAGCCUGAGAGAGUUUGCAAUCUGUUGUUAAAUCACGUUGGUGUGGGGAGGUUUGGGAGUCCAGAUGUAAACAGCAGCAUUGCUCUACUUAUUUAAUUUGGAAAAUACUUGAGAGCACUAAACAAACGUGCUAUUUACACUAAGAUAAUUAAACUUUUACCCUCUGUGGAUUAGCCUCUUACAAGAAGAAAACAAACCUGUAUACUCUGUUUCCUUUUUUCCCUCUAUUCCUCUUGUUUCUUCUGGAGGAAACAAUAAAGAUAAAUAUUCAUUUCAA